GCUAGUGACGGUGAACGACGAUGAGGGUAGACGAGGGUGAACGGCGACGAGCAACGAGUGGCGGCUAGCAGCGAGGGUGAACGACGAGGAGGGUUGACGAAGGUGAACGACGACGAGCAGCAGCGAGUGACGGCCUUCGCAAACCCUUCCACUCUCAACUCCCUCCUGGGUAUGACCUCCAGAAGACUCAGGCCGUUCCAUAGGGGCGAAUGGCUGCGGGAUGAGCUUCCUAACUUCAACAAGAAGGUAUGCAACAUCACGUGCGCGCUCUGAUGGUCUUCUUCUGCUCUGUGCAGGGAGGGAUGCUAAUAGUGUGCCACUGGCAAGUGCAUAUGGACUUGCGAAACAUAGAGAUGGUCGGUGGGAAUGGGCAAUUGCUCCUAGUGUCUCACCAUCUCCUAGAUAUCAACAUGCUGCAGUUUUUGUUAAUGCGCGGCUCCAUGUUUCUGGAGGUGCACUUGGUGGUGGACUUAUGGUGGAGGACUCAUCAAGUGUUGCAGUCCUGGAUAUUGCAGCAGGAGUCUGGUGCGAUACAAAAUCUGUUGUUACUACUCCCAGGACAGGCAGAUAAAGUGCUGAUGCUGCUGGUGGAGAUGUUGAAGUUGAGCUGACGAGACGCUGUAGGCAUGCCGCUGCUGCUAUGGGUGACCUGAUAUUUAUCUAUGGUGGUCUACGUGGUGGUAAGACAUGAACAUGUGAUGGAACUUCAAUUUGUUGCAUUUUGUUUUAGAUUUCAAGCUGGCAAGUACUUUCUAGCAUCUGAUAUGGUUUUGCAUUCUGAUACCCCAGCAUACUAUGGUGGAUCUGUUCUAAUUCACAUUGUCCCAGCACAAUAUUCAUCUAUCCUGAUUUGCACGUAGUAAAGUGAUAUAGCCUUUCAAAGUGCUUGAAGUUGUUGUCUAUGAUGCUCAAUUGAUGGCUCAUCCUUCUUUCGAAAAAUGUUAUAUUUGAUCAUAGUUGUUAAAUAAAAUUAAGAUUUGAAUCAUGAAUCAAAAUCUUACUUUUAUAAAUCGUGAAUCAAAUCAAGUUGUAAUCAUAAGUUCUGGAGACAAAUUUUAAGAGAGAUAAAAACCACAUGUAGACAGGUUAAAAAAUCAAUGUGGAAAUGAAGGAUUUGACAAUUUUAGGUCAAGAAUUGUCCCAUUACACAUUUUUAGACCACCAUGUAGGCCCCUUAAUCAUAUAAAGUGAUGUUCCUAAAUCAAUCUCUUAAUCGCACAAUUCAAACCAAUCCAUCAAAAAUAUUUUCAAUUUUUUUCAAACUUUUAAGAUGCUCCUACAUUAGCCAGAUAUUGCUAUAUCUAUUAUAAAUAACAUGUUUCAUUGAUUAACAGAAUAUGGGCAUUAUAAUGUCAAUUACGUUUCAAUUAGUUUUCCUCACUGAGAGAUGAAUGGUUCAUAUGUGUUGAUAUGCAUCUCUGAUUCUUUUAUGUUAAUGAUUUAGUGUAUCUCAGUAGGCUUGAUUGGAUUGUUUUAGAAACUAAAAUAUGUAUGGUUCAAAAUAUAUUUUUGUAAAACAGAGUGGGAUAUUUUUGUAGAGUUGUUUCAUUCAAGUGUCAAGUGAAUGAUUACAAGUAUACAUUUAAAAUAGAUGGUCAUCUGGGGUUGUCUCCCUUCACCAUUCACCAUUCACCAUUUUUGUUUAAUUAUUCAUACUUUGCCUUGUAAAUCCAGCAAACAUAUUUAGUCAAAGCCUGACCCGAAUCAACAAGGAACCACAAUUCUUCCUAUCAAUCACUUAAAAGAACAGUACUGAAGACUGAACGAGCUAUGCAUAUAAAUAUAUAUAUUCCAUUAAAAGUGUCUUUGCAUUCUUCGAGAAUAAGUAAAGAAAUUUAUGUUUUCAAAAAACUACAAUCUGGAUCUCUGUAUCGGAUAAGUGGAUCCAUGCAAAUUUACCCAUCAUUAAUUCAUUCAAUGUCUUUUACAUUUCCAUCAUCUAUCAAUUUUUAGAAUGGAAAAAAGAAGACCAUCUAUAUCUAUAUCUAUAAAGUGUACAUACGAAACUUGGCACACACGACCGCCUAGGCACGAAACUUGGCACACAGAAGUAUUGCUUGUCCCUUUAACGACUCCUAAUAUUUAAUUAUUAACACCCUCGCUGUCAUCUUUUGAAUACUUGAGAAAAACAUGCAUACUAGAAUUUUAUCUUUAUUGUUUCUACCCUUGACGACAAUAAGGAAAUUUGCUCUGAGACUAACAAAAAAAAUGUUGUAUUUGAUGUUGUUGGGAGUUAGA
This is a messenger RNA of Camellia sinensis, 2238 nucleotides long. Lineage: Eukaryota; Viridiplantae; Streptophyta; Magnoliopsida; Ericales; Theaceae. The record is from RefSeq and is a predicted model, not a curated record.